AUGAAAGGCAAUAGUACUAAAGAUGGUGAAAAUAAAAAAGUGGAUCAGUCGAGCCUAGAAGAAAAUGAUGAAAACACUAUUGUACCAUUUUAUUUAUCGAACUUAUUAACGAACCCUUCUAACCCUGUUGUAUUUAUGGACAUAAAUUUGGGUAAUCAUUUUUUAGGGAAAUUUAAAUUUGAAUUAUUUCAAAAUAUUGUACCAAAAACAAGUGAAAACUUUAGGAAAUUCUGUACAGGUGAAUUCAAAAUAAAUAAUGUACCAGUUGGUUAUAAGAAUACAACUUUCCAUAGAGUAAUAAAAGAAUUUAUGAUACAAGGAGGUGAUUUUGUUAAUUAUAAUGGAAGUGGGAGUUUAAGUAUAUAUGGAGAAAAUUUUGAAGAUGAAAAUUUUGAUAUAAAACAUGAUAGCGAAGGAUUAUUAAGUAUGGCUAAUAGUGGACCAAAUACAAAUGGUUGUCAAUUUUUUAUAACGACCAAAAAAUGUGAAUGGCUAGAUGGAAAAAAUGUUGUUUUUGGUAGAAUUAUAGACAAUGAUUCUUUAAUUUUAUUAAAAAAAAUUGAAAAUGUGUCAGUUACUCCGUAUAUUUAUAAACCAAAAAUUCCUAUUAAUAUAGUGGAAUGUGGGGAGCUGUAA
Messenger RNA from Plasmodium malariae, 636 nucleotides. RefSeq names its product peptidyl-prolyl cis-trans isomerase, putative (gene CYP24). Gene Ontology annotation, molecular function: peptidyl-prolyl cis-trans isomerase activity. Gene Ontology annotation, biological process: protein folding; protein peptidyl-prolyl isomerization. The coding region runs from base 1 to 636 and encodes 211 amino acids. Gene Ontology annotation, cellular component: intracellular membrane-bounded organelle. NCBI's taxonomy places the organism in Eukaryota, Apicomplexa, Aconoidasida, Haemosporida, Plasmodiidae. The transcript has a single exon. The record is from RefSeq and is a predicted model, not a curated record.